AUGCUUAAAUUUUAUAAUAAAGUGAUUAUUAUAAUUAAAAAGGAUAAUCUAUACGACGAUGAUGCUAGUGAGUCAGGAUCAGGCUGGAUAUCAUGGUUUUGCGAUUUAGAGGGACAUGAGUUUUUCAUUGAGGUUGAUGAGGACUACAUUAGGGAUAAUUUUAAUCUUCAUGGUUUAAAGGAGAGAAUUUAAUACUUCAAUGAGGCUAUGCAAAUGAUACUGAGCGCAGAUAAUCCAGAUUCAGAGGAUUUGAAUGAUUAGAAUUUCCUAGAGAUAUAUCAGUCAGCUAUGGAUCUAUAUGGUCUUAUACAUGCUAGGUUUAUUAUUUCACCCAGAGGACUAGCGAUGAUGAAGGAAAAAUAUAUGCUGGGAUCUUUCGGGUAUUGUCCAAGAGUCUUAUGUGAAAGGUAGAAUAUAUUGCCUAUUGGUGUGUCAGAGGAACUUUCAACCUCUAGAGUUAAAGUUUACUGUCCAAGAUGCUAGGAUGUUUACAUCCCAAGGCAAAAGUAGCUUGAUAUUGAUGGAGCCUACUUUGGCACAAGUUUCCCACAUAUUUUCUUAAAAGUACUUAAAAUCAAUUUAAAACAUUUAAUAUAGACCUACACAGAACUGAUUCCACAAGGCCCACCAAAGUUCAUCCCUAAGAUCUACGGUUUCAAGAUAUUUGGCAUGAGAGGAUCGAAAUAUGAAUUAAAGUUUGAUUUUAAAGGUCAACCAGUUAACGAAGAGGAGAUAAGAAACGUUCUAAAAAAGGAUAAAAAGAGCAAUAAAAGAGACGAGGAAGAAAAAAUGAAUAUCUGA
This is a messenger RNA of Stylonychia lemnae, 801 nucleotides long. The record is from the annotation of a GenBank genome assembly. Lineage: Eukaryota; Ciliophora; Spirotrichea; Sporadotrichida; Oxytrichidae.